AUGAGAAUCCCAACUGCUGCAACGGUUGCAGUGGCCUCUUCACUGGCGCUGUCUGGUGUCGACGCAUUCGCUCUUGAUUACGGUCUCAUCCCACGCCAAAAUGCCGCCGAUGUGGCAUCGCUCAUCAUCCCCAUCCUGGAAUGGUUUGGUGUGGCGUUCCCAGAGGCCUAUAUCGCUUGGUACGUUUGCUGCUUAGACCUGUCGGCCACAUUACUGACCGAAGCACCAAGGGACUACAAUGCCGACGGAAGCAUGUGCUCCAUCAGCAUGGAGACGGAAGAUGGAGGGAAUUGCAAAGCAGCCGUCGAAUGCGACGAUGGAGUGAAGAACGAAUACAAUGACUGGAAUGUCUGUUACGUUGGCGGGCGACAAUACUUCACCGACGACCGCAUCGGUCCAUUCAGCAUCACCUUUAGCCAGAAAGACGGAGAAGGAGAAGGACUGACAAAUCCCAUCCUCCAGUUGGAAUACGUGAACAACAGCCUUGAGUUUGACGUCGCGAGCCUCGCCUCCUACUACAAGGACAAAUCCGACUGUGAGGCCGGUAUCACACCAUUGAACUGCGCUGAUGGCCCGUUCAUCUGCGGAUAUGGCGACAUGGGCAACAGCUAUAUAUACGACAGUCGCCUGAAGAGGUGGCAAUGCGGCAUGCCGAAAGUCGGACUGGGCGGCGGUGACGAGACUGGACUCGACAGCGACGCCCCAACGACGAACGGAUAUCUAUCCGGCUGGUGUACGGCACAUGUCAUCCAGUACCAGAAAGAAGACCCCGCGGUCGACUCGUACCAGCUCGAAGUAAAGAUCUACGACGCAAACGAGAACGAGAUUGGCUCGACUGAUGGCAUGGUCUCUUCCGCCGAACCCAUCGCCCUGUCCUCAGUCUUGCCCUGGACGCUCGUCAUCGGCACUGGAUCUAUUGACGACCACCCUGUCACGUUUGCUUAUGGAGAUCAGUCUUGGGACUCCAACAACCAGGAGCACAGCAGUAACUUCGGUGCAUACGAUUCAGGGAGCAGGAAUGGUGAUACAGGAUUUACGAAUGAUACGCAUGAAGCGAUGGAGCUGGAACUCCGGGAGCCGCUGUUGCCGGGUACUGCCGUAUGA
Molecule: messenger RNA, 1104 nt
Organism: Saxophila tyrrhenica
Lineage: Eukaryota; Fungi; Ascomycota; Dothideomycetes; Mycosphaerellales; Extremaceae
Exons: 7
Coding region: 1-1104 (367 amino acids)
Source: RefSeq, a predicted model, not a curated record